CGGAGCCCGACGUUUAGGAAGGGGGCGGGGCUUUCGCUUGGCCGAGGUGGGCUCGCUCGCCAGCCGCAGAGGGAUAACUGCCCGUGUCGCUUCUCGCGCUGCAGUUAGUCGCAUGGACGUGUAGCCAUCGAGACAGUUUCCUCGCUCCACUUACCAAAGCGUCUUCCGUUUGGUGAUACAAGCGCAAGCUUAGGGCGGUGACGGUCAUGCCGAACUCGCGGCCCAGGCCCCGCCGGGGCGCCAGGAGUGGCGCCGGGGCAGCCGGGCGGGACGAGCUGGUGUCACGGUCCUUGCAGAGCGCUGAGCACUGCAUGCGCGCCCAGGACUUCGGCACCGCCUAUGCCCACUACCUCCUCGUGCUCAGCCUGGCGCCGGAGCUGAAAGACGACGUGAAGGAAACUUUUCAGUAUACGCUCUUCAGGUGGGCUGAAGAGCUUGAUGCUCUCAAUAGAACACAAGACUUACUUGGUUGCUAUGAGCAAGCCUUGGAACUAUUUCCUGAUGAUGAAGUGAUUUGCAAUAGUAUGGGGGAGCAUCUCUUCAGGAUGGGCUUUAGGGAUGAAGCAGCUGGGUAUUUUCAUAAAGCAGUGAAGCUAAACCCUGAUUUCAGUGAUGCAAAGGAGAAUUUUUAUCGUGUUGCAAACUGGUUGGUGGAACGCUGGCACUUUAUCAUGCUUAAUGACAUCAAAAGGAAUACGAUUUAUAAUGCAGCCAUCCAGAAGGCAGUUUCUUUGGGCUCCAAAAGUGUUUUGGACAUCGGAGCAGGAACUGGAAUACUAAGCAUGUUUGCUAAAAAAGCUGGAGCACACUCAGUGUAUGCCUGUGAGUUAUCCAAGACCAUGUAUGAACUUGCCUGUGAUGUAGUGGCAGCAAACCAGAUGGAAGCAGGGAUCACACUCUUACAUAUGAAGUCGCUUGACAUAGAAAUUCCAAAACACAUUCCUGAAAGAGUGUCCCUAGUUGUAACCGAAACUGUCGAUGCAGGUUUAUUUGGAGAAGGAAUUGUGGAGAGUUUGAUUCACGCAUGGGAGCAUUUACUUUUGCAGCCAAAGACCAAAGGUGAAAAUGAUAAUUGUGAAAAGUAUGGGAAAGUUAUACCAGCAAGUGCUGUUAUCUUUGGGAUGGCAGUAGAAUGUGCAGAGAUAAGGAGAUAUCACAGGGUGGGUAUAAAGGACAUUGCUGGGAUCUGUUUGCCAGCAAAUGUGAAAUUCCGGAGCCCAGCUUAUUCUUCUUCAGAUACCGAAGAAACAGUUGAACCUUAUACGACUGAAAAGAUGAGUCGAGUUCCUGGAGGAUAUUUGGCUUUGACAGAGUGCUUUGAAAUUAUGACAGUAGAUUUCAACAAUCUUCAGGAACUAAAAAGUCUUGCAACUAAGACACCUGAUAAAAUCAGUGUUCCUGUUAUUAAAGAAGGCAUACUAGACGCGAUUGUGGUUUGGUUUGUACUCCAGCUGGAUGAUGAACACACUUUAUCCACAAGUCCUAGUGAGGAAACAUGUUGGGAACAGGCUAUCUACCCCGUGCAUGACCUUCCAGACUACCGGAUAAAGCCUGGGGACCACGUGAUGAUGGACGUGUCUUGUCAAGAUUGUUACUUAAGAAUCCAGAAUAUCAGUAUUUUCAGUUCAGAAUAUGAAAUGGAUGUUGGGAAAAGUUCUACCAAGAACAAAGACUUGCUUUCUUUAGGAAAUGAGGCUGAACUCUGUAGUGCCCUGGCUAACCUUCAGACCAGUAAACCAGAUGCUGUGGAGCAAACGUGUGUGUUGGAAUCCACGGAAAUUGCUUUGCUUAAUAACAUCCCGUAUCAUGAAGGCUUUAAAAUGGCGAUGAGGAAAGUGUUGUCCUCACUGACUCCAGAAAAACGGUGUCAGGCCAUGGAGAGUCAAGAUAGUGAGAUGAGCUGUGAAAGUGGACAGAAUAACUCCGAACAGAUUGCCUCUGAACCUUUCUACGUGUUAGAUGUGUCUGAAGGCUUCUCUAUUCUGCCUAUAAUUGCUGGCAUACUUGGGCAGGUUAAACCUUACAGUUCUGUGGAGAAAGACCAGCAUCGUAUCACUCUGGACCUCGUAUCUGAAGCCAAUCACUUUUCCAAAGAAACACUGGAGUAUUGGUUGAGACAUGUGGAAGAUGAAUCUGCUGUGUUGCAAAGGCCAAAAUCAGACAAGUUGUGGAGUAUAAUUAUAUUGGAUGUCAUUGAGCCAUCUGGGCUUAUUCAGCAGGAAAUAAUGGAAAAAGCUGCAAUAUCCAGGUGUUUGCUACAAUCUGGAGGCAAGAUAUUUCCUCAGUAUGUGCUUAUGUUUGGGUUACUCGUGGAAUCUCAGACACUGUUAGAAGAGAAUGCUGUUCAAGGAACAGCACGGACUCUUGGAUUAAAUAUAGCACCUUUUAUUAACCAAUUUCAGGUGCCCAUACGUGUAUUUUUGGACCUGUCCUCAUUGCCUUGUACACCUUUAAGCAAGCCAGUGGAACUCCUAAGACUAGAUUUAAUGACUCCAUAUUUGAACACCUCUAACAGAGAAGUAAAGGUGCACAUUUGUAAAUCUGGAAGAGUGACUGCCAUUCCCUUUUGGUAUCAUAUGUUCCUGGAUGACGAGAUUAGGCUGGAUACUUCCAGUGAAGUCUCCCACUGGAAACAAGCUGCGGUAGUUUUAGACAAUCCCAUCCAGGUGGAAACAGGAGAGGAGCUCGUGCUCAGUGUCCAGCAUCACAAAAGCAACGUCAGCAUCACAGUAAAGCAAUGAAGAGCAGUGUUCUGAUGAAGUUAUUCAAGUGGAGCCGGCCACGCACACAAUUUUUUCUGAAUAGUGGGACUGUAAACAUAAGGUGGGGGUGUCAAGAUUUAAUUACUUACAACAGUCAAAUAUUUUGAAAAAUUGACCUUAAUAAAGUGUAUUUAAAAGACACUAAAUUAUAGAGUAGCAUUAUUACAAAAAUAUUUGCUGCAGACUUCCUUUCUAAAAAGGCAGCCUUUCUAAAAGAGGCUGUCAUUAGUUUUUCCAAUUAGGAAACUUUAUUGCUCGGUUUUACUUACUUUAGAUUAAAUUUUGCUAAACACUUGUCUACAUGCUAAAGCUGUAAAGAUAAGGGCCUUUGAGUCUCAUCUUCAUUGUCAUGUGUCAGUAAAUAAAGCAAAAAUUUUUAAUUUU
Messenger RNA from Rhinolophus ferrumequinum (greater horseshoe bat), 3146 nucleotides. It is a transcript of the gene PRMT9, whose product is annotated as protein arginine methyltransferase 9. The transcript has 12 exons. Lineage: Eukaryota; Metazoa; Chordata; Mammalia; Chiroptera; Rhinolophidae. Bases 207 to 2741 code for a protein of 844 amino acids. Gene Ontology annotation, molecular function: protein-arginine omega-N monomethyltransferase activity; protein binding. Gene Ontology annotation, biological process: peptidyl-arginine methylation. The record is from RefSeq and is a predicted model, not a curated record.